Saccostrea cuccullata (small rock oyster) is the source of this 1075-nucleotide messenger RNA. RefSeq lists its product as uncharacterized. The coding region runs from base 7 to 849 and encodes 280 amino acids. The transcript is spliced from 4 exons. The record is from RefSeq and is a predicted model, not a curated record. Lineage: Eukaryota; Metazoa; Mollusca; Bivalvia; Ostreida; Ostreidae.
UUUCAGAUGUUCUACUUUCUCGUCCUUGCACUAGCUGCUACAGUGCAGUCCGUUAUGUACGGCCCCGGGGCUCCUCUCGCCAGCGACCCUCGACUUACAGGGGUCAACACCAACCCCUUCGCAGAUUUCAUGAGGCUUCCCAUCCAGAUGAACCAAUGUAGUGCCUCCACUCAUUUCAGCGCCAACGCCAUCUUUGAUCAGAGUUUUGUGUGCGCCAAGGACGUUAAACGUCCACAGAACUGGCCAACCUCAAACAUCGACAGAUUUUUUAUCCCCGACCCAGAACUCCAAGGAUACAAUCAACAGCCCCUCUACAGGGCCUUCGCUAACCCUCAGAACGACCCAGCGGCCAUGGCCUACUACAAACAAACAUAUGACGCCCUGGAGUCUUGGAAAUACUCUGGACUGGAACAGGAAUUCUCUCAGUGUUUCUCCGAUCUCUACAGAUACGAAGAUGCCGUCCAGAUCACUGAAUACAAGCUAGACCCAGUCUGUAAGACUACCCUGGUGAACCUGACAGACGAGGCUAUCUGGCACAACUAUAACGGCAGGGACUACAAGUGUUUUAUCCCAUUCCCUCAGCAACUCACAGCCGUCAAAUGUACUCACCCACGAUACCCCGCCAUAGAUAAGUGCCGACUUGGAUACAGUGUUAGAGAUGAAUACAGAUGUGCCCCAACCAACUUUGUCCGCAGAAAGGUUAAUCUUGUUUGUCCAGAAAUCCAGAUGGUCUUCGUCCGAUCCUUUGAUGUCCCCACAGCCUGCAGCUGCAAGCUUUGUUACGAAUGUAAAAACGUCAUCCCAGACCCAAGGGCCUACUUGGGAUUUCCUAAUGCAGGAAAAAAGUAAACCAAUAAAUCCCACCAAAUAUUGUGAUAACAGAUGACCUUAUGAAGAGAAUCAAAAUGGCUGAAGAUACCUGUCUUGAGAUAAGAAGUGUUGCCAGCGGUUUCUGUCUUUAUUUUGUCAUCUGUCUGAUUUAUAACAAAUCUACACAAAGUGCCAUAUUGAGCAUAAAUGAAAUUGGAAUAUUGCGAGAAAGUGAGUGUAUGUUACCACGUUCGGGCACGUGAAA